Messenger RNA from Siniperca chuatsi (mandarin fish), 9104 nucleotides. RefSeq names its product centrosomal protein 290 (gene cep290). The record is from RefSeq and is a predicted model, not a curated record. The transcript is spliced from 54 exons. NCBI's taxonomy places the organism in Eukaryota, Metazoa, Chordata, Actinopteri, Centrarchiformes, Sinipercidae. Gene Ontology annotation, biological process: kidney development; camera-type eye development. Bases 19 to 8130 code for a protein of 2703 amino acids.
AAUCUUUACAAACAAGCUAUGGCCAAGAUGCAUGCUGCUCUUGAGUGGGAUAAAAUGACGAGAAUUGACCCAGCGAGCCUACAUGAAUGUGAAAAAGACCAAGUGGACGAAGUCUUCGUCAUGUUCGUUUUGGCGGAACAAUGGGAGGUGAAGGAUAAAGCCCCGGAGGACAUUAUUCAAGUCCUCAAAGUGUUUCAGGCCCUGUUGAAGAUUAAAGAUCGGGAACUUACUCUUGCCAGUGACUUCAUUGAUAACAUUGGUGUAAAGCAUGCUAAAACCGAAAAGGAACUCCUCGCCAAGGUGUCGAGGCUGGAACAACAGCGUAAGCACUCUGGCACAGGGCCAGACACCCGCUUUCUGAGAGAUGAGAUUCGGCAGCUCGAGACCCAGCUGGAGCAGAGGGAGAAGGAGUUGACCCAGUUAAAGAAAGAAAUGGGCAAGGAAAAGAAAAACAAUGAGGAGUUGGUGGUACGAGCAGAAGAGGCUGAGGAUAAGGUCAAGAAGCUGAAAAGAGAGAUAAAAAAGUUUAAAAAGAAGAAUGAGCAGCUCCAGCAGGAUGUGGACUUCUAUCGCGGCGAGCUGGACCAGAAAGAGCUGGUCCCAUCCAGAGACGAGAAUGCUGAGACCCAGCGGAAGCUCAACUUGGCCAACCGCCAGCUCUAUCAGUGCUUGGAAGAUCUUCAGCGAGCCGAGGAUGAAAACUUACACCUGAAGACACAGAACGAGCAGAUGCAGAAAAGUCUGGAGGAGUCGGUGAAGGAGAUGGAGAAGAUGACAGACGAGUACAACAAAAUGAAGAUUGUUGUACAGCAGACCGACUCCAUUAUGGACCAGCUUAGGAAAGAGAGGGAUCAUGCAAAGCUGCAAGUCAGAGAGUUAACAGAUAAGAUUCAUAGCAUGACUGAAGAGGAUGACCCAAUUAUGGCAGCAGUCAAUGCCAAAGUGGAGGAAUGGAAGAGAGUGCUCUCUGGGAAGGACGAUGAAAUUUUGGUGUACCAGCAGAUGAUCUGCGAUCUGAGGGAAAAGCUGCGUUCAGCCCAGUUGGACUUGGACAAAAGCAACAUUAUUGCCUUGCAGCAGGUCAUAUAUGAGCUCUGCAGUGCCGUCCAAGAGAGAGAUAAUCAAAUCAAGAUGCUGAGUGAGCAGGUGGAGCAGUAUACAGGGGAAAUGGAGAAGCACACCCUGCUCAUUGAGGAGCUAAAGAUGUCCACAAAGAAAGACCGAGGCCUACCAUCGACCAUACAACAGAGAAAGAUGGAAGAGCUGAAGUCCAAGUUGGAAGCUGCAGAGAUCAGGACAGUGGAAGCAGAACGGAUGGUAAAGCUUGCGGAAGCUCAUGCUGAGGAAAAAGACAAAGCACUCAUUGAGGCUUCAAACCGCUUGAGCCAGUACGAGUCUGGCACUUAUGGCCUGGAAGCAGCCAUUGCGGAGAUCAAAGAGUGUAAAAAUCAAAUUAGAGUGAGAGAUUGUGAGGCAGAGGCCAUGACCAAAGAGAUCAACCAGCUUGAGAUGAGAAUCAAUGACCUCAUGGACGAAAAUGAGGAUUUCCGAGAAAAACUAGGUCUGGAACCAAAGCAGGAAGUGAAUCUGACAGAAUUCAGGCGAGCCAAAGAUCUUAGACAACGCCAGUACAAAGCAGAAAACCAAGUCCUCACUAAAGAGAUUGAACGGCUUGAAGAGGAGAGACUGGAGCUGAAGAAACAAAUCAGACGUAUGGUGAAGGAAAGAGGGUUCCCACAGUCAAGCUUGCUGCUGGAGGAGGACAUCAGGUCCAGCAGAACUGUACAACUGCCACUUAAACAAAGCAGCAGUUACACAGAUGAAGAGAUCCGACGCAAAAAUGAGUACCUAGAAAAAGAACUGAGCAAUAAGGAGAGAGAGCUGGAACUUCACAAGACCCAGUUUCACGUCAAAUUGGAUGAACUGUCAAAAGUGAAAAGAGACCUGGAGGCUGCACUGAAAGAUGUCCUCCAAGCCAUGAGGAUUAAUCAAGAGACCACUCCAUCUGAUGCUGCCAUCAAUAUUCCAAAUCUGGAAAGGUUGGCUAACGCUAUAGAUGUCAAGAACAUGAGCGGGCAGUCUGACUCAGCCCUGUUCCUCAAGUCCCAAAUACAUCAGCUGGUAGGGAGAAAUGAAGAACUAAGGCAGGAAUUGAAAUCGGCCCGGGAGGAAGCAACCAACAGCUUCAGUCAUCUUGCCAGAGCCAAAGAAAAGGUGAGCCAACUGGAAGGUGAAUUGGAGUUGCUAAGGAAGUCAGGCAGCACUGGAGUCGUCCUCCGACCUCUGACCCUUCCUGAGGGCCUGGGGACCAGCAGCACUGAGAUCAUCAGUUCGCUGAAUGAGUACGCUAUCCGACUUCUUCAGGAGCUCAAAAACAAGGAGGAGGAAAGCAAGAAACUCAUAGGAACACUUGAAGAAUACAAAGAGAAAUUUUCUGUUAUUAGCCACCAACAGGGACUCCUCUAUAAAGAAUACCUAAGUGAGAAAGCAGAGUGGCAAAAGAAGAAAGAGACAUUUACAGAGAUGAAGAACAAGCUGGAGGAGCAAAAUCAGGUGGAUUCUGUUAAAAUCCGAGAGUUCAACGAGCUGCUUGACACCCUUCAGAAGGACCCAGAGGAAAUCAGGAGACAGUUGAGCGAAGCAUUGCGCAAGUUGACGGUGCUGAAGGUUAAUGAGAAGAAACUGACGCGGCGCUACAUCACCCUGCUGGAGCAAGAACAGCACCUCUACAAGGAGAACAGCAAGCUGAGGGAUGAGAGCAGCCACAUGCAGGCCUCUGUCACCCAGAGGAUAGGCUACCUGCAGAGAUACAAGGAAAUGGCUGCAUAUAAGAUAGCAGCACUGCAGAAGGCCUUGGAUGAUAGUGUGCCCUCAUCAGACCUGGAGAGAGCUAACAAACAAUACACAGAGCUAACAGUCAAAUACAGAGACAUGCUACAGAGGGACAGCCGCCUCAUACAGAGAACCACCAACCUCGAACAUUUAGAGAGUGAGAAUGCGUCUCUUCAGGAGCAAAUCUCUGCCAUGAAUAAAGAACUGGAGAUAACAAAGGAGAAACUGAAUACUUUAGAGCAAGCAUGGGACAACAUCAAUGCAAUUGGAGGUGAAAAUAGCAUGGAUAAGGCGGACAAGGCGUUGGCCAACAAUGAGAUGGUAUCUGCCGCCAGGCGGAUCACCACUCUCGAGAUGAAGGAGCUGAACGAGAGGCAGAGAGCUGAGCAUGCCCACAAAAUGUAUGAACAAAUGAGGAAUUCUCUCAGGCAGGUGGAAGAACGUAACUUAGAACUGGAGACCAAGUUUGCAGAGCUGACCAAAAUGAAUGUAGAGGCCCAGAGGGUGGAGCGGGAGCUGAGAGAUGAGUUGGCAGACAGCAUCAGCCAAGCUGUGAGCAAUGCUGACAGAGCCAGGAUUGCAGAGUUGGAGAAGGCCGAGGCUGAGCUUCAUAUCGAGGUUUCUAAGCUUCAAGAGGUGUCUGAUGUGGCUAUGAUGCAGGUGUCUGCUCUACAGGCCAGACAACAGUCUAAAGAGAAGGAAGUAGAAGCUUUGAGGAGACAAAUACUGGACUACCAGUCACAGUCAGAUGAGAAGGCCCUCAUUGCGAAGCUGCACCAGCACAUUGUGGCUCUGCAGCUCAGUGAGUCAGCUGCUUUGACCAAGCUGGAGGCUUCCACCUCUCACAUCCAAAAGCUGGAGGCCUACAAGCUGCGUGCUGAACAGCGGCUGGAUGCCAGUGAGCGUGCUCUGUUCCUCGCCCGUCAGGAGGGCAGAAAUCGCUCCAAGCACCUACGGCAGACCAUCCAGUCACUGCGUAGGCAGUUUGCUGGAGCGCUCCCUCUUCCCCAGCAGGAAAAGUUCUCUGUGACCAUGGUGAGCCUCCAGGAGGACAGAGCAAAAGCCCAGGAGGAGAAGAGGAAGGCUGAGGAGGAGAGGAGGAGAGCAGAGGGCAGGGCGGAAGAACUGGAACUGAGACGUCAAGGCCUGGAGGAGCUCAUCUCAACACUGAAGGAUGUGAAAGGGGCCCAGAAGGUAACUGAGUGGCACAAGAAAAUGGAAGAAGCUCGUCUGCAGGAGCUGAGGAAAGGCAGGGAGCUGUCGGUCCAGAAGGAGGAGAUCAGGUACCUGAAGAACCUGGUGGAAGAGCAGGAGCGAACCAUCCGCUCGCUGGAUGAGGAUAUUGUGCACCAAAACAUGCUUCAAGAGGAACGCCAGCUUGCAUGGGAUCAGCGAGAGGUGGAGCUGGAGCGCCAACUGGACCAGUACGAGAAGCACCAGAAUGAAAUUCUAAGCAGUGCGGAAAAGUAUGAGGAUGGUACAGGUUCCCUACCAGACCCGAGUCUACCUCUUGCUCAUCAGUUAGAGUUUGCUUUGGGUAAAAUCAGAGAGCAUGCCCGUACCAUCUUGGACACACAGGCCACCUGCAAAAGUUUGGAUGAGAGGUUGAAAGAGAAAGAAGCAGCUCUGUGGAAGGCAGAACAGAACAUUGUGUCCAGGGAUAAAGUGAUCAAUGAGCUGCGUCUUCGGCUCCCAGCUGCUGCCAACAGAGAACGCCUGCUAGCUGACCUUUCCAAGCAUGAAGAGGGCCAAUCAGACAAUCAGCCUUCCCUGAAGCUGGCUCAGCAGACCAUCAAAGACCUCCAGGGUAGACUUGACAAAAAAGAGGAUGUGCUAAAGAAAUACCAGAACCAGUUGGCUCAAGCCAGACAGGAUCAAGAGGAGAUGAUAAAGAGACACCAGGAGGAGCUGAGAAUGCUGAAUGAGAAGUUGGACAUGCACACGGACACCUCCCUGCACCGCUUUAAACAGACAGCAAUGGAAUUGAUGAAGAAGCCCACUAUCAGGAUGCAAACCACCAAGCAUCUGGAGCGUCUGGCUGAGUUGGAGCAGACAGUGGCUGAACAGGACAUCUCGCUCUCCUCUGUCACACAGAAGUUGAAUCUGACAACCGCUGAGCUGGAGCGACAGAGGACCACCAUGGAAACACAGGCUAAGAAACACGCUGACAAGAUGUUGAAGCUAGAGGAGUAUCAUGCUUCCCAGGUGAAAGCUCUGACUGGCGAGACUGAGGAUCAGAGGAGCCAGAUGGCCCAGAUGGAGAAGGAAAUUAACUACCUGCAGACUGAGCUGGCAGCCCUGAAGGAGGCCAACAUCCGCUCCCCCAGCAACACCAUGAAAAACCUGGUGGAACGACUGAAAGCACAGCUCACCCAGAAAGAGAAACAGCUCAAGUCUCUCAGUAAGGCUCUGUUGGAGCUGCGGGCAGAGAUGACAUCUGCUGCAGAGCAGCAAGUCAUAGCCAGUGCUGCACAAAAAGAAGAGAGUCUUAAUGUACAGAUGUUGGUUGACAGACACACCAAAGACCUAAAGAUGCGUGUGCAAGAACUUAAUGAAGAGCUUCAAGCUGCAAAGGAGUCUGCCAAAGCAGCCAGAGGCCAGGAGAACACCCUGAAAGAGGAAGUGGACAGCCUGAACCAGGGCCUCCAGAGGAGUCAAAAAACCCAGAGACGCCUGCAGACUGAAAAAGAGGAGAGAGAGCAGGAAAUCCAGGUGCUUAAGCAGCAAAUCAAGAGGCUUAGCAGCGCCCUUCAGAACCAAUCAGAACCAGAUGGGAAGGGGCCAACCAUCGAGAAUCUGCAGAAGAAGAUAAGGAGGCUAGAGUCUGACUUGGAGAAAAGAGCAGAAAUUAAAAAUGUUAAGGAUGAUCAUGGAAAGACCAAAGAUGAAAUUGUGCGUUGGGAGGAGGGUAAGAAAUGGCAGGUCAAGAUGGAAAAGGUGAAGAAUGCACUGAAGGAAAAGGAACGAGAGAAUGAAUCCCUGUCAAAACAGCUCAGCACUCUUAAAGACCUCUAUGCCAGACUGGAGCAAGAGAAGAGUGCACUGCAGAAAAAGCUGAAGGCUCGAGGUGUGACUGCUGAUCAGGUAGUGGGUGUGCGAUCCACUGAAAUAGAGAAGGAGAUGGAGGAGCUGAAGAAGAAGAACUCAGACCUGGAGACACAGAUCCUCACCAUAAAACAACACCAGGCUUUACCACGUGAUGACGCCAUGGAGAAUCUGACCCUGAGGAAUCGCUACCUGGAGGAGAGACUCCACUCCUUAGAGAGCCAGAUAUGCAAAGAGCCUCAAUCGAGACCCUCUGGAGAAAGCUCCUCCUCCCAUGCUUUAAGAAGGAUUUGUUCUGUCACUUCUGAUGUUCCUCGUGGGUCACGCAAAGGGAAUGCAGCACUCCAUCUAGCAGAACCUUACAAACGCUCUAUUAGCUCUGACGCUGUUGAAGACCCCGCUGACCAACAGAGUGAGCCAAAGCGAAACCAGAUAGAUAGAGAAACUCAAACCAGCUUUGUGGGAGCAGAGGAUGUUUGCACUGAACAAGAGCGAUCGACUCCUGAUGUGUCAGAAAACACAGCAGCAGACACAAUUGGAGAUCAUAUUAAAGAAGAUGAGACAGAAACAGAUAUUUUAGAAAGUACACACGACAUCCCAGGUGGUUCUGAAGUUGAUGUGGUUGAAAAAAAGGAAGAACCACAGACCACAAAAGGAAGUGAGUCUGAGCCUGAUGACCCGUCAGAAAGACCAGGAUCAGUUAUGGCAUCCCCUGAGCCAGCUGCAGCAACAACCAGCAGUGAGAUUGUGAUUAAAGAGGAUGUUGGUGAACUAGAUAAUCAAGAUACAGAUGAUGAUGAUGUGGGAAUCAGGGAAAAAAAGCCAGAAGAGGCAGAGGAACAGUUUGAGCUGAAAGUGGUUGAGACUACAAAGGUGGCAACAGGGGAGGAUAAUCCAGAACAGUCCUGCUCAGCAGAACCAGAUGUGGACUCCAUACUGAGCAAACACCCAGAGAGAUUUAUUAGUAAAAAAAGGGAUGAUCAUAUGCGAACACGAGAAAGCAGAUGUCUUAGAUAUCUGAAGACUUCAGGACGAGGCACUGGCACUCCCACACAAAGAGAUCAGGACCUCCAAAAAGAAAACCUCAAGCUGGCCUCUGAGAACCUGGAACUGCGCUUUCAGCUGGAGCAGACCAACAAAGACUUACCAAGACUCAAGAAUCAAGUUGCAGACCUUAAGGAGAUGUGCAGCGCACUGAAAAAGUCAAAGGCAGAGGUGGAGAAAAAGCUGACACAUAUACGUGGAGGAGCUGGUCACAGUGGUAAAACAGUACCUGAACUUGAGAAGACCAUUGGGUUGAUGAAGAAGGUGGUGGAGAGGGUGCAGAGGGAAAAUGAGUCACUAAAGAAAUCCAGUGCACCUGCAAAUCAAGACAAGGUCGCUACCUUGGAGCAAGAAAACGAAAAACUAAAGGCUGACUUUGAGAAACUGAAGAGUCAAAGUGAAGCUGAGCUGAGUUCCAAACUUGAAUCUAAAACUAAAGGACUGGAGAAAAUAGUAAUGGAAAAUGAACGUCUACGCAAGGAGAUCAAAAGGGAAAUGGAAGCUGCAGAGAGGCUGAGAGUGACCAAGACGAGUCUGGAAGUGACCAACGACAAGCUCGAGGCAGAGCUGGAAGAAACCAAGCACCGACUGCAUGAAGCUCUAUCCAGACCCAUUGCAGAGGGAGCAGACAGUAAGACCGGGAAGGCGUCUGUGCUAACAAGAAUGUUUGAGAACAAGAUGAAGGAGCUGGAGAUGGAGCUCUCCCAGAAGACCUCCAGUCUGUCUGAACUCAAACAACAGCUGAAGGAGGUGAACAAGCGCGAGGAGAGAGCUCAGAUAAGCAUCCAGCAACUUGAAGAUCAGGUUGACAUGUUAAAAAGAUUUCCUACCGCUGCAAAGACAGGAGGAGGACUCACCAAGGAGUUCCAGGCAAUGAGAUUGGUUAACACUGAGCUGGAGAAGGAGAACACAGAACUGAAACAAAGGCUGAACGAGUACAGUGAGCGAUACGGUGAGACAUCUUCUAAACUAGACUACGGAAAGCUCAAAAACCUUCUGCAGGCAGCCGAAGCAGAGAAAACAAAACUUCAAACUGAGCUUAAAAAGAUGAAGAAAGAACUGGAGAGCUUUGACCCGACAUUUUUUGAAGAGAUUGAAGACUUAAAAUUUAACUAUAAUUUAGAGGUCAAGAAGAACAUUCUGCUGGAGGAACAGCUGAAGAAGGUGUGUGAUCAGUUUGGUGUAAAGGCUGAAAUGCCUGUCAGUUAACUCAGGGUUACUGUGCCUUUUAAUGAAGUUAGGACUGUUAAAACUACACCUGGAUGUACUUUUAUGGUUGUCAGUCUUUAAAAGUGGACAUUAUCGUAAACCUGUCAGCUAAUUUUCCAUUUCGAUCUCUAGGGCUGGAUAUCAAUCCUCAAUAUAAUUUUGGUCCCUACCAAAACGGGUCUGUAUUAUCGAAUAUCAAAAACUGUCAGGCACCAAACAUUGGCAUGGAAUUUCAGGGCAGAUAAUGAUAACUGAUUAUCUGUCGGUGUGGCCAACCGAUACGAUAAUAUUAAUCUUACAAAAGCAAAAAUGUGAAGAGGACAAUAAAUGUAUUUUUAGAUUGACCGGUUUAUUUUUCUAAUAGAACAUCAAUAUUUAGAGAGCCUUCACCCUCGCCUUGAAACACUCACACACAAUUUAUUAUUUGUAGCUUCUUUUGUUACAUAAAAAAACAGGUUUGUAAAAAAAACAAACAAAACAAAAACAUGUUUGCCCGUGUUUUUCAGAAUAAGGUAUUGAAAUCAGCAUCAUUUAUUGGUACUAAAACUCAGGUAUCACAUCAGCACUAGUAUCAAACAUUUCCAAAUGAUGUCCAGCCCUAAAGAUCUCUCUGGAUCACAGAAAAAUUGAACUUAAGUAAUUUAGAUAUUCAAUAUCUCAAUCAUGUUUUUAGGUAAUGCAGUCUCUCUUACACUCACAUUCCCAAAGCAAAUUGCUUGGAAAUUGUAGGAGAAAAUAUCCCCUUUUCAGAACAGCCUCAAAGUAAAGUUUACCUUUAACAGUAAAGUGAUGUAGCUCCUUUAGUUUCUUCAAUAAGGCAGCUGUUUUUGUUAAUACUAAGUUCUUGGUUUGGUGAUGUAACUCAUGAAGCAUAUUUAUUUCUUUGUAUUUGAACUGUUCUGACAUAUUGUGCUUCAAUGUAUUUGUCAAUAAAGCAGCUAUCGUACUAAUCAGACACAAACUGUUAAAUACAA